Molecule: messenger RNA, 13685 nt
Organism: Coregonus sp. 'balchen'
Lineage: Eukaryota; Metazoa; Chordata; Actinopteri; Salmoniformes; Salmonidae
Source: the annotation of a GenBank genome assembly
CCGGCCUGUGAAAGAGAGAGAGGAGUUGUGUAGGGGGAGUAUUAGUUCUCCGGUUCAUUCUACCCGUGUCACUCUCUCUGUAUCUCAGCUCCUCUCGCUCUAUCUCUCUCUUCUCCAUUAUUUCUAAGUACUCCAUCAGCAGUCAUGAGUUACAGACCGUCCAGCAGCCACACCUCUUUCCAACGCUCCACGCCCGUGUCCUCCUACCGGGCCGCCAGCACCUAUGGAGGGGCCGGAGGCCAGGGCACUCGCAUCUCCUCCACUGCCUACGGGGGCCUCCGCAGCGGUGCCCCGGCCGGCUCCUCCUCCUACUCCACAUCCUCCUUUAAGGUGAGCGGCGGUGGUAUGGGCAUGGGUGGUGGCAUGGGUGCCGCUAUGGGUUUGGGCAUGGGUGGUCUGAUGAAGACAGCGGCGGCAGGUGGUGGCGGUGGUGGUCACGUCAUGGGAAAUGAGAAGGGGGCCAUGCAGAACCUGAACGACCGUCUGGCCAACUACCUGGAGACGGUGAGGAACCUGGAGCAGGCCAACGGACAGCUGGAGAUGAAGAUCCUAGAGGCCCUGGAGAAGGGAGGACCAGACGUCCGCGACUACAGCAAGUACAGCCCUAUACUGGACGACCUGCGCAAGAAGGUGGGGGUGUGAAUGAGAAAAAGAGGGGGGGGGGGGGGGAGAUAGUGAGAGGUGCAAUAUGGGGUGUCUUGAUGAGUCGUAUCACAUUCAAACAAAUAAUCAUACAGUAUUAUUACAAGAGUGAUAGUGACAAAGAGAGAGAGGGAGAGAGAGAGAGGGAGAGAGAGAGAGGGAGAGAGAGAGGGAGAGAGAGAGCGAGAGAGGGGGGCUGUUGAUAAAGGAUAAUGUGUGUAGAAAAAAGGGUUAAGGUGAGGAAUUUGUGGUUUUGUUGUCUUUUGUUGCUUUAGAUAAGUGUGUUCAUAGAUAAUCCUUGAUUUGAUUAACCUAUAAAUCUAAAUAUCCAUGUAAUGUCACCACUGUUGCAACUUUUCUGUGAAUUAAAACCCAUAUGGUAUGAGAGAUGGCCCUCCAAGAAUGAAUUUAAGCAAAGGGACAAUUCUGUAUUUGCCCAUUUAUACAUUGCUUCUCACUCUUUCUGCCUUUACUUCAACAAUUCUGUGGGAAACCCUGCUUUGGAACAACUGGCUUAUAACAUUUCCUAACAACUGAAUAGAGGGUGGGGCAGGGUGGGGCUGGGUGGAGCUGGUAUCCCCUUACCUUCCCCCUCCUUCCCUAGUUCCCUCACUCCUCAAACUGGUCAAAAAGUUCCUCAAAUGAAUAAUUUGGUGGAAGCAGUGAAUCAUCAUAAAAAAAAACUGACCAAAACCCAUAAACAAUGUUCCAAAAUCGUUUCCAACCCACUGGGUCACUCUCCCAGGUUACUCUGGGGCAUAGUGUAGUGUAGUGUGGGAAGGACCAGCAAUGUGAACCAGAUGUGGUGUGACAACACACAAAAAUAAUCCCCUGUGAGAUUUGAAACACAUGGUGGGUGUGCUGGUUGUAUAACCAUUAUAGCUCCACACAGCACAGUCAAAGAUCUCUGUAAGAAUUCCAACAAGAUAUCACGAAUUCCCAGCAAAAACAGACUUUUGUCCAAAAGAAUUCAUAGGCCCUCUAUAGCUUAUGAUGGCACUUUUAUGAUGAAUGCUAGCCUUGUUCCACUUGCCGGACACAUAAAGCAACAAGAGUUUAAUUUUUUGUGUGAUUCACACCAGAAUGCCAUGGUUACAAACACACAGAUUGUGGUGGGGGGGAAAGAACUCUCUUUAUGGUUUUGUGGGGGGACAGGAAGCCCCGCCCUUUUCUUUUAACAAUGAAAACUGAGAACAGACUCAGCCCUGGAGCGGGAACCCAUUUUCCUGUUUUUACGUUUGUGGUUCCUCUUUUUCUUAGAGUCAUGUCACGGUAACCAUAGAUUCAUUUGUGAUUCACUCAACCUGCAGUUUCAAUAUCUCCCCCCUGAGAGUCUUAGAUUUAAAAUGGUGGUGAUGGGAAGCAGAUCCCGUGAUGGAACAUAUUAGUUCUUCUUUUGUAUUGCCAGCUCAACUGUGUAUGACACACACAAUUAUAGUUAGAAUUAAGAAGUGGGGGAAAACAAACAGGCCUACAGCUUUCCUCUAUAACUGACAUGGAUUCAAAAGUUAAGUUAAGUUAAGUUAAGUAAAGCAUCAUAAUGCUCAUGUCACCUGCAAAAUUGUCCUCCAAAAUAGUUUCAGAAAAGAUUGAGUCUGUUAUUGUCAUAUAUUCAUUGGAAUUAACAAUAUUUUUCUCCAAUAGGUCUUCGAUGCGACAGUGGACAAUGCUAGCCUUCUGCUCCAAAUCGAUAAUGCCCGCUUAGCUGCAGAUGACUUCAAAGUAAAGUGAGUUUACCACUAUAAAUUACAUCUUUCUGCACACUGGUUAGCUGCAGAUGACUUCCGAGUAAAGUGAGUUUAGCGCUGUGAAUGACAUAUUUCUGCACACUGGUAAGCCGUAGAUGACUCUUUUAACAAUGAAAACUGAGAACAGACUCAGCCCUGGAGCUGGAACCCAUUUUCCUGUUUUUACGUUUGUGGGUCCUCUUUUUCUCAGAGUCAUGUCACGGUUUCUCCCAUUCUUCUCUGCAGAUCCUCUCAAGCUCUGUCAGGUUGGAUGGGGAGCGUCGUUGCACAGCUAUUUUCAGGUCUCUCCAGAGAUGUUAGAUCAGGUUCAAGUCCGGGCUCUGGCUGGGCCACUCAAGGACAUUCAGAGACUUGUCCCGAAGCCACUCCUGCAUAGUCUUGGCUGUGUGCUUAGGGUCGUUGCCCUGUUGGAAGGUGACUUUCGCACCUGUCUGAGGUCCUGAGUGCUCUGGAGCAGGUUUUCAUCAAGGAUCUCUCUGUACUUUGCUCCGUUCAUCUUUUCCUCAAUCCUAACUAGUCUCCCAGUCCCUGCCGCUGAAAAACAUCCCCACAGCAUGAUGCUGUCACCACCAUGCUUCACCGUAGGGAUGGUAUUGGCCAGGUGAUGAGCGGUGCCUGGUUUCCUCCAGACGUGACGCUUGGCAUUUAGGCCAAAUAGUUCAAUCUUGGUUUCAUCAGACCAGAGAAUCUUGUUCCUCAUGGUCUGAGAGCCUUUUGGCAAACUCCAAGCAGGCUGUCAUGUGCCUUUUACUGAGGAGUGGCUUCCGUCUGGCGACUCUACCAUAAAGGCCUGAUUGGUGGUGCUGCAGAGAUGGUUGUCCUUCUGGAAGGUUCUCCCAUCUCCACAGAGGAACUCUGGAGCUCUGUCAGAGUGACCAUCGGGUUUUGGUCACCUCCCUGACCAAGGCCCUUCUCCCACCGAUUGCUCAGUUUGGCCGAGCGGCCAGCUCUAGGAAGAGUCUUGGUGGUUCCAACCUUCUUCUAUUUAAGAAUGAUGGAGGCCACUGUGUUCUUGGGGACCUUCAAUGCUGCAGAAAUGUUUUGGUACCGUUCCCCAGAUCUGUGCCUUGACACAAUCCUGUCUCUGAGCUCUACGGACAAUUCCUUCGACCUCAUGGCUUGGUUUUUGCUCUGACAUGCACUGUCAACUGUGGGACCUUAUAUAGACAGGUAUGUACCUUUCCAAAUCAUGUCCAAUCAAUAGAAAUUCCGUGGAUGUGUAAAUCAAGGCCGGACCGGACUGCACCAAAACAAGACGUCCAAAAAGCGUCAGUGUCAUUCCGUGCUUGAUGAGGUGCCUACAGUGUUGCCUGAAAUUGAAUUUUAUGAAUGCCCAUCUAUGUGGUAAGCCUACCGUUUGUAAAACACCACAAAAAGACGUCCGGUCCAUUCCAUAUUAUCCAUUUUACUUUGACCUGUCCUGUUAGUAGGAUAUGUUGUUUGUUAACAUGACAUUUUAUCUCCAGCCUGUAGGCUACAGAAAAGACCACAUACUCUUUCCUACAUAUGCUAUAUCUACAUAUGAUUUAUGUUGGAUGAUUAUUUUGACAGAACAUUGGUGGAGCGCCGCAGCGAUGCGUCUCUCCAACAGAACCCUGGAGAAACGCGCUGGGAAUGGACAAAGUGGGCACUGCGUAUCACAGGGCGGCAUCAGCGCUCACCUAAAAAGCCCAUAUGCCACUGGUCGAUAGAAAUUGUCAUUGUUUUUGGCCAGAAUUAUGUGAGGUUUUUGUGUUGUUGGAGGUGCGUCUUGCUCAGUUUAGCUCAGAAAAUGCCGCCCUUGUCAAACAGAUGAGCGGGCCGGCCGUGGUUGGAACCUUCGUAGGAGCAUUGUUAAAUCUCUGAGCUGUUGUUAUUAACAUUGCACUUGAAAACACUCGUAAUCUAACGCCACCACUCAUUGAACACCUAAAUGCAUCGUUAGAUGCUUUUUUGCCUUCCCAUGUCACUUUAUACACAGAAGAUCUCCGCUAAACAUAGAAUCACAUGUUUUUUAUUUCUCUCUGUGACCGCUGAUAACUUCAGAACAAAGUUGACUACAAAUACAAAGUUUCCAAUGUCUAUACAAUUGAUACAAACAAGUGACGUAUAAAAACAUGCUUCAAAUGAAUACCAAGAUGACUGCAUUAAAAUAUAAACAGUAGGCUAUAGGCCUAUUUCAAUCAUAUUGAAAUACAUUUCAUGUUUAACCUAUUAAGGAUCUGACCCUUUUUUUCAAUUUUCGCAUAAAAUUACAUACCCAAAUCUAACUACCUGUAGCUCAGGACCUGAAUCAAGGAUGUGAAUAUUCUUGAUACCAUUUGAAAGGAAACACUUAGAAGUUUGUGGAAAUUUGAAAUUAAUGUAGGAGAAUAUAACACAUUGGAUCUGGUAAAAGAUAAUACAUAAUCUUUGAAACGCAAGAGAAAGGCCACAAUAUAAUAUUGCAGUUUAGGCGCUAUUUAGGUUUUGGCCGUUAGAUGGCAGCAGUGUGUGUGCAAAGUUUCAGAUAUAUCCAGUGAAGCGUUGCAAUACCGGACUAUUUUGUAUAAAGUCUGCCCAAACGUGCCGAAUUGGUCAAUUGAUACAUUUUAAAGUACAUAACUAUAGAGAACAUACAAAAAUGAUAUGGUAAUACAAAACGUAAGUUUACACACUCCCAGGAAUGUCAUACAUUUACAUUUACAUUUUAGUCAUUUAGCAGACGCUCUUAUCCAUAGCGAUUUACAGUUAGUGAGUGCAUACAUUUUCAUACUGAUGGAUCAUUAGCUUAUACACUAACUUUCACACAUCUAGAUGGCCGGGCGGGGUGGGUGUGGAGCCAGAGACAGCAGGGGUUCAAACUGUAGAACCCAGUUCCUACAUUUGAAUAUAAACAUGGAUUUUAUCAAACAAAACUAUGCUACAUUUAAUCUCUGGGACCCUUAGGAUGACAAAUCAGAGCAAGAUUACUGAAUGUAAGUACAUUAUUUACCUUCAGAGGUGAAUGUAUCAACCCAGUUGCCGUGCUAAGUUUAUUGCUGUUGUGCACUCUCCUCAAACAAUAGCAUGGUAUUUGUUCACUGUAAUAACUACUGUAAAUUGGACAGUGCAGUAAGAUUAACAAGAAUUUAAGCUUUCUGCCUAUAUAAGACAUGUCUAUGUCCUGGAAAGUUUGCUGUUACUUACAACAGUCAUGCUAAUCACAUUAGCGCACGUUAGCUCAACCGUCCCGUAUACCGGACACCGAUCCCGUAGAGGUUAAUCAAUUGAGUUCUAUUUUUCUACUUGUAUGCUACUAUCUGUAAUUUGUCUCAAUAUAUUUCAUGAUGUGUAGCCUAACACGUGCGCAAUGAUGUGCCAAAUCUGUGAUUUAGUACAUUUUUAUUGGGUAAGCAUUAGAAUGAGACGCCUCAAUAUUUGCAGCCGUAGGUGGUAAUAUCUCUCUAGGAGCUGAUCUGUUGUCAGUAUUGUGAAAUAAUUCUAAUGCUAAGGCAAGAUUUGAAUGGAGAAAGCUGAUCCGAGAGCAGUUCUCCCUUUCUUUCGAUCCUACCAGUAUCGACACAUGCUCCAAUGACGCACUUAGCGACUGUUCUCUCUGUGUGGUGUUUUGGGAAACGCAUGUUACAUAUUUGGCCUCUGUAAGAAAGAUGCAUCAUUAAAACACUCGUAAGCCUAAGUUCCAUCGCUAUCGGGAAGCCCUGUUCUGAAAAUUGGGGGGACAUGUCCCCCCAUAUCCCGUGGCAAUUUCGCCCAUGCUAUCUUGGUUAAAUUGUGUUAUUCUAUCAUUUAUGUAUUCAAAUAGCUACAGUUUUCUUAAAAACUGAACAUGUCUAAUUCAGAAGUGUCAGAUAGAGCCUUAUGGCUGAACCCAGAUUGACAUGUCAGAGCCAUAAUGUUCUAUCUGCUAUUGCACCCCCCUAAAAACUGAUUUAGGAUUUCUAUACCUUUAAGGUGAGGACCUUAAUGGGUUAUGAAAGAAGAAUUCACUACAAAACAGUUCCGAGAUCUGGGAUGUGAAAACUUUGAUGCUCAAUAUCUCAGAACAAUGCUUUGAUCAGAUCAAACCUUAUAGUCAAAGGUCACAAUUUCCAGCUAUUUUAUGUCAACAAGGAGUUUAGUGACAGUCUCCCUAUGCCCACAGGUUUGAAUCUGAGUAUGGAAUUCGCCAGUCAGUGGAGGCGGACAUUGCCGGGCUGAAGAAGGUCAUCGAUGACACCAACAUGGGCAGGAUGAACGUGGAGAGUGAGAUCGAGGCCGUGAGGGAGGAGCUCAUCUUUCUCAGGAAGAACCAUGGCAAUGUGAGCUAUAGUAUUUAUAUUGAAUAUCAUAAUCAAAUAAUCAUUUGAAAUUUAAUAUUUUUAUUGUAUUAGAAUAGGUUGAAGACUAAUAUUAUUAUUGGAAGCGUCUCAUUACGUUUUGAGCUACUCCAGGUAGCGACAUUUCAGGCUAGCUCAGUGCUGCCCCCUCUCAUUGAUUAUCUCAAGUUGAAGGCCGACUAGGGUACUGCAGGCAGCAAAUUAAUUAUUUACAUUUUAGUCAUUUAGCAGAAGCUCUUAUCCAGAGUGACUUACAGCUAGUGAGUGCAUACAUUUUUCAUACUUUUUUUCUGUUCAUACUGGCCCCCCGUGGGAAUCGAACCCACAACCCUGGCAUUGCAAGUGCCAUGCUCUACCAACUGAGCUACAGGAGGCCUAUAACUGUCCUUAUAACUUUACAUUUACAUUUAAGUUAUUUAGCAGACGCUCCUAUCCAGAGCGACUUGGUGCAUUCAACUUAGGAUAGCCGGUGGGACAACCACUUUUUUUUUUUUUUUAUGGGGGGAUGGGGAAUGGGGGGGGGGGGGGGGUAGAAGGAUUACUGUUAUACUAUUCCAGGUAUUCCUUAAAGAGGUAGGGUUUCAAGUGUCUCCGGAACGUGGUCAGUGACUCCGCUGUCCUGGCGUCGUAGGGGAGCUUGUUCAACCAUUGGGGUGCCAGAGCAGCGAAUAGCUUUGACUGGGCUGAGCGGGAACUGUGCUUACGUAGAGGUAGGGGGGUUAGCAGGCCAGAGGUGGAUGAACGUAGUGCCCUCGUUUGGGUGUAGGGUCUGAUCAGAACCUGAAGGUAAGGAGGUGCCGUUCCCCUCACAGCUCCGUAGGCAAGCACCAUGUUUUUGUAGUAGAUGCGAGCUUCAACUGGAAGCCAGUGGAGUGUGCGGAGGAGCGGGGUGACAUGAGAGAACUUGGGAAGGUUGAACACCAGACGGGCUGCAGCGUUCUGGAUAAGUUGUAGGGGUUUAAUGGCACAGGCAGGGAGCCCAGCCAACAGCGAGUUGCAGUAAUCCAGACGGGAGAAGACAAGUGCCUGGAUUAGGACCUGUGCCGCUUUCUGUCUAAGGUAGGGUCGUACUCUGCGAAUAUUGUAGAGCAUGAACCUGCAGGAUCUGGUCACCGCUUUGAUGUUAGCAGAGAACGACAGGGUGUUGGCCAGGGUCACGCUAAGGUUCUUUGCACUCUGGGAGGAGGACACAAUGGAGUUGUCAACCGUGAUGGCGAGAUCAUGGAGCGGGCAGUCCUUCCCCGGGAGGAAGAGCAGCUCCGUCUUGCCGAGGUUCAGCUUGAGGUGGUGAUCCGACAUCCACACUGAUAUGUCUGCCAGACAUGCAGAGAUGCGAUUCACCACCUGGUUAUCAGAAGGGGGAAAGGAGAAAAUUAAAUGUGUGUCGUCUGCGUAGCAAUGAUAGGAGAGACCAUGUGAGGAUAUGACAGAGCCAAGUGACUUAGUGUAUAGAGAGAAUAGGAGAGGGCCUAGAACUGAGCCCUGGGGGACACCAGUGGUGAGAGCACGUGGUGCGGAGACAGAUUCUCACCACGCCACCUGGUAGGAGCGACCUGUCAGGUAGGACGCAAUCCAAGAGUGAGCAGCGCCGGAGAUGCCCAACUCGGAGAGGGUGGAGAGGAGGAUCUGAUGGUUCACAGUAUCAAAGGCAGCAGAUAGGUCUAGAAGGAUAAGAGCAGAGGAGAGAGAGUUAGCUUUAGCAGUGCGGAGAGCCUCCGUGACACAGAGAAGAGCAGUCUCAGUUGAAUGACCAGUCUUGAAACCUGACUGGUUUGGAUCAAGAAGGUCAUUCUGAGAGAGAUAGCAGGAGAGUUGGCUAGAGACUGCACGCUCAAGAGUUUUGGAGAGAAAAGAAAGAAGGGAUACUGGUCUGUAGUUGUUGACAUCGAAGGGAUCAAGUGUAGGUUUUUUGAGGAGGGGUGCAACUCUCGCUCUCUUGAAGACGGAAGGGACAUAGCCAGCGGUUAAGGAUGAGUUGAUGAGCGAGGUGAGGUAAGGGAGAAGGUCUCCGGAAAUGGUCUGGAGAAGAGAGGAGGGGAUAGGGUCAAGCGGGCAGGUUGUUGGGCGGCCGGCCGUCACAAGUCGCAAGAUUUCAUCUGGAGAGAGAGGGGAGAAAGAAGUCAAAGCAUAGGGUAGGGCAGUCUGAGCAGGACCAGCUGUGUCAUUUGACUUAAUAAAUGAGGAUCGGAUGUCGUCAACCUUAUUUUCAAAAUGGUUGACGAAGUCACCCACAGAGAGGGAGGAGGGAGGGGGAGGAGGAGGAGGAGGAUUCAGCAGGGAGGAGAAGGUGGCAAAGAGCUUCCUAGGGUUAGAGGCAGAGGCUUGAAAUUUAGAGUGGUAGAAAGUGGCUUUAGCAGCAGAAACAGAGGAAGAAAAUGUAGAGAGGAGGGAGUGAAAAGAUGACAGGUCUGCAGGGAGUCUAGUUUUCCUCCAUUUCCGCUCGGCUGCCCGGAGCCCUGUUCUGUGAGCUCGCAAUGAGUCGUCAAGCCACAGAGCAGGAGGGGAGGACCGAGCCGGCAGGGAGGAUAGGGGACAUAGAGAGUCAAAAGAUGCAGAAAGGGAGGAGAGGAGGGUUGAGGAGGCAGAAUCAGGAGAUCGGAGGGAGAAGGAUUUCGCAGAGGGAAGAGAUGAUAGGAUGGAAGAGUAGCGGGAGAGAGAGAGAAAAGGUUGCGACGGCACAUUACCAUCUGAGUAGGGGCAGAGUGAGUAGUGUUCAAAUCAAAUCAAAUCAAAUGUUAUUGGUCACAUGCGCCGAAUACAACAGGUGCAGACAUUACAGUGAAAUGCUUACUUACAGCCCUUAACCAACAGUGCAUUUAUUUUUGACAAAAAAAUAAAACAACAACAAAAAAAGUGUUGAGAAAAAAAGAGCAGAAGUAAAAUAAAAUAACAGUAGGGAGGCUAUAUAUACAGGGGGGUACCGGUGCAGGAGAGCGAGAGAGAAAAGGAUACAAAGUAGUGGUCAGAAACUUGGAGGGGAGUUGCAGUGAGAUUAGUAGAAGAACAGCAUCUAGUAAAGAUGAGGUCAAGCGUAUUGCCUGCCUUGUGAGUAGGGGGGGACGGUGAGAGGGUGAGGUCAAAAGAGGAAAGGAGUGGAAAGAAGGAGGCAGAGUCACCCAGAACUGUGAGGGGUGAGCCAUCCUCAGGAAAGGAACUUAUCAAGGCGUCAAGCGCAUUGAUGAACUCUCCAAGGGAACCUGGAGGGUGAUAAAUGAUAAGGAUGUUAAGCUUGAAUGGACUAGUGACUGUGACAGCAUGGAAUUCAAAUGAGGAGAUAGACGGAUGGGUCAGGGGGAAAAGAGAGAAUGUCCACUUGGGAGAGAUGAGGAUUCCUGUGCCACCGCCGCGCUGACCAGAUGCUCUUGGGGUAUGCGAGAGCACAUGAUCAGACGAGGUAGUCUCCUGAGUGGCACAGUGGUCUAAGGCACUGCAUCGCAGUGCAAACUGUGCCACUAGAGAUCCUGGUUUGAAUCCAGGCUCUGUCGCAGCCGGCCGCGACCGGGAGACUCAUGGGCGGCGCACAAUUCGUCCAGGGUAGGGGAGGGAAUGGCUGGCAGGGAUGUAGCUCAGUUGAUAGAGCAUGGUGUUUGCAAUGCCAGGGUUGUGGGUUCGAUUCCCACGGGGGGCCUGUAUUAAAAAAAUAUAUGUAUUCACUAACUGUAAGUUGCUCUGGAUAAGAGCGUCUGCUAAAUGACUAAAAUGUAAUGUAGCAGUGUUUUCUGUGGUAAUCCAUGUUUCCGUCAGCGCCAAGAAGUCGAGGAACUGGAGGGUAGCUUCUUCUGUAUUUUAAAAUAAUUGGAUACAUCUGGUGUGAUAGAAGCAAUUAUUGGUACAUGACUGUCUUCUAAAAAACAUUUUUUUACAUGAAUAUUUCCAAAGAAGAUUGACAUUUUCCCAUUACAUUUACAUUUACGUCAUUUAGCAGACGCUCUUAUCCAGAGCGACUUACAUUCAGUUUAAUACUUUUUCCAUUCAGGGCGGCGCACAAUUGGCCCAGCGUCGUCCGGGUUUGGCCGGUGUAGGCCGUCAUUGUAAAUAAGAAUUUGUUCUUAACUGACUUGCCUAGUUAAAUAAAGGUUAAAUAAAAAAUAAAUAAAAAAUACAAAUAUUCACUAUAAUGGGGGAUCCUGCUUUCCGGAAAUAACAGCCUGCAGUACCCCAGUCUUUAUCUUCAUGGCUUCAAUGAGACGUGGCAGUUGUUCUCCCCUGAUUGAGACUGAAUGUCCAUGUCAAACAAUCAUUUGAAAUAGAACAUUUUCAGAAUAGAUUUAAGAAUAACAUAAUCCAGGAAGAAUGAUGAUAACGUGAUAACAAUAUCAGACUAACCUCAUCACUAGCUGUGAACUUUUCACAUUUCACAGUUGGUUAAUUUUGGAAUGCCUUACUAUUUCUCUUUUGUCUUUGUCUCUCUCUCUCUCUCUCUCUCUCUCUCUCUCUCUCUCUCUCUCUCUCUCUCUCUCUCUCUCUCUCUCUCUCCACCUUCCCUUAUACCCUCUCUCCAACAGGAAGUGAUGGAGAUGAGGAACCAGAUCACUCAGUCGGGGGUGCAGGUGGACGUGGACGCCCCCAAGGGUCAGGACCUGUCACUGGUCAUGGAGGAGAUGAGGGCCAAGUACGAGAAGAUGGCUCUGAAGAACACAGAGGACCUCAAAGUGUGGCACGAAAACCAGGUUAGCCCAUCCUAUCUUCACAGUGUUCAGAAGGACAGAAUAAUGAAUAUGUUCUUAUCAUUGCUUCAUACAUUCUAAUAUUGCACACCACAUAAAGCCUAUGAUACUCUGGUUUUGUACCGCAAUUGGAAUUGAAAUGGAUUACCUCACACCCACAGGCCAAUAUAAAAAUGUGUAUUUGCAAAAAGUGUAGAUCUCCAAUAAUUGUUGUACAACUAGUAUCAUAUCUGGGUACUCUAGUCACACAACAAAAGCCUGAACUCCAAAACAUGAAUUCACCUCUCAAGUUGACUAAGCUUCUCUCCCUCUCUCCCUCUCUCCCUCCCUCCCAUCUCCCUUCCUCUGUGCUGUGGUAUAGAUCUCAGACGUGCAGGUGCAGGUAUCCCAGAACACAGAGGCCCUGCAGGGGGCCCAGGUCGAGAUGAGCGACCUACAUAGACAGCUACAGACCCUCGAGAUUGAGCUGGCGUCUCAACAGAGCUUGGUAAGGACAUUCUUUCAAUAUGAUGAUAACAUAUUUCAGUUAAAUUCCUAAAUUCCUCAGAGCAGAGAUGGAACUGAUAGUAACCCCAGUAUGUCCUCUAUGUCCAACAGAGGAGGCUGGUGAGAGGAGAUAUAGGAGGAUGUGCUCAUUGUAAUGGCUGGAAUGGAAUCAAUGGAACGGUAUCAAACAAAUGGAAAACACGUUUGACUCCAUUCCGUUUAUUCCAUUCCAGUCAUUACAAUGAGCCUGUCCUCCUAUAGCUCCGCCCACCAGCCUCAUCUGAUGUACAGCAUCCUUUUGAAGCCCACCACCAAACCUUAGCCAUACCCUCCAUAUCCCCAAAUUCCAACAUUCUAAUAAUCCCAAUAUUAUUCAACAAUGUUCCCAAAAUUCCCCUGUUAUUCCCAACAGAAAUCCUCCUUGGAGGACACCUUGCGUAACGUGGAGAUGCGUUCCAACAUGGAGGUGGAGAAGUACAAUGCCAUCCUCAUCCGUCUGGAGAGUGAGCUGACCAACCUGCGGGGCAACAUCCAGCAGCAGGGCCAGGAGUAUGAGGCGCUGCUCAACAUGAAAAUGAAGCUGGAGGCCGAGAUCGCCACCUACAGGAGCCUGCUCGACGGAGGGGACUUCAAGUGAGUGGACGAGGGGAUGAGGGAGAUUGGCCUAAUCCCAAAUCGAUCCUUAGACCAAUUGGAUAGGUAUAAGCAUUAUGUUCAUAGCUCCACCUUCCACCUUGAUAGGCCAGGUGGAAGUUUCAUCAUAUUGGUUAUACCAAUCAAAUCGUCUCAGAUCUCCACAAGUGCAUGGGACAAAGGGCUUGAAGGUUGAUUUGGGAUUGGACCAUUGACUGACUAUUGGGGUGCAUCUUAAUAGCCUAAAGUGGCUUCCUCUCUUCUUGAUUUGUUUUCUUCAUGUGCACUGAUUUACAGACACAUGGAUAGGUGGAUGUUAGAUGUCCACCAAUCCAGUUCGUUGACAUCAGUGAAGGAAAGAAGGCGAAAAUGAGAGGAAGCAACUUUAGACUAUUGAGACGCACCCUUAUCUCCGAGAAGGGUUGAGCUGACUGAGAUUAAAUACAUGUUUUAAUCAGUGUUAUCAGGCAAGAAUAAGAACAAAGAGUAGAGGGUCAAAUUCCUGAUUCAAUCACAGCUAUGCUUCAAGCUCAACUACCACAAUAGGCGUGGAUCAAAUAAAAUCUAGGGAGUUGAAAGAGGAUAUAAUGAGAUGGUGAGGUGGGGUGACACUUACCAUGAGUCAAAUACUUGGAAAUUGUGACAAAGUGAAAUGGCAGAAACACAAAAUAAUUUUGGACACAUCUGCAGCAAGAAGGCCUAGUAUGUGUGAAACACAAUACUUGAGGUAGUUUGGCACCAUCUACAGUAUAAACCAGGUAUAGCCAGAUUAUUUGUCCUGUUAAUGAAUGUUUUUAAUUUAUUUUACUAGGCAAGUCAGUUAAGAACAAGUUCUUUACAAUGACUGCCUACACCAGCCAAACACGGACGACGCUGGGCCAAUUGAGCGCCGCCCUACGGGACUCCCAAUCACAGCCAGUUGAGAUACAGCCUGGAAUCGAACCAGGGGGUCUGUAGAGACGCCUCAAGCACUGAGAUGCAGUGCCUUAGACCACUGCGCUACUCAGUCCCAUGUUUUAAUACCUAUUUUUUCUAUUCCAGGCUCCAAGACGCUAUGGAUGAACUGAAACCCUAAGGAAAUGAGGGGGGACAAAAGUGAUGACCAAUUGUCAACUUCAUGGAGAGAGAUACACACAAACACAGAGGAGUCAAACCCAUCAAAUGGGCAUAACCAUCUCAUAAAAAUUUAAAAUUAAACUUUGAUGCAAUAAAUGCAACGGUUUAUCAUUUAA